This is a messenger RNA of Aureobasidium namibiae CBS 147.97, 1785 nucleotides long. Its product is annotated as ClpX, ATPase regulatory subunit. The transcript has 2 exons. Gene Ontology annotation, molecular function: ATP hydrolysis activity; ATP binding. Gene Ontology annotation, biological process: protein catabolic process; proteolysis. Gene Ontology annotation, cellular component: mitochondrial matrix. The record is from RefSeq and is a predicted model, not a curated record. The coding region runs from base 1 to 1785 and encodes 594 amino acids. Lineage: Eukaryota; Fungi; Ascomycota; Dothideomycetes; Dothideales; Saccotheciaceae.
AUGCUCGCCGUAUCGAGCGGGUCUAGUCCUCACCACGCCCGGGUAGCAUAUCGCUGUACACGAAGUCUGCACUCGACUGCUGCUCUCUUCUCGAGCUCCUCCGACUUCAGGUCUAGCUUUUCAGGCCAAGGCUUCACUGGCUACUAUGAGCCAGGUGACACAGAAGGUCCUUUGCGGAAAGCCUCUAACAUCGGCGCACCAAAGAUCACCCCGCGUGCUCUCAAGAAGCAUCUGGAUCAGUUUGUAGUCGGCCAGGAGAGAGCGAAAAAGGUCCUCAGCUCAACCAUCUACAACCACUAUCAAAGGAUCCAAGAGAUCCAGCGUCAACAUGAGGAAGCACAAGAGAUGCUCGAGCGCCAGGCUAGGAGAUCAAGGCAUCCGGUAGAGGAUGAAUUCCCUGGCCAUCACGCCACGAUACACGCCUGGGUCCCGCCGUCUCCCCCUCCGUCGCACUCCUCCCUAGACGAUACAUCUCCCUUGACCAUCGAAAAGUCCAACAUCAUGCUGCUUGGCCCAUCAGGAGUUGGCAAAACCCUCAUGGCGAAGACAUUGGCUAGAGUACUCGACGUACCUUUCAGCAUGUCAGACUGUACUCCGUUUACACAAGCAGGCUAUAUCGGUGAGGAUGCAGAUGUAUGUGUACAACGGUUGCUGGCCGCCGCAAACUACGACGUAGAGAAGGCCGAACAUGGCAUCAUCUGUCUUGACGAGAUCGACAAGAUCGCAACGGCCAAGGUGUCACAUGGGAAAGACGUCGGCGGAGAAGGUGUGCAGCAGGCUUUGCUCAAAAUCAUCGAGGGCACCACACUACAGAUCCAAGCGAAGCAAGAAAGAGGGAACAACUCGAAUCGCAACAACAAUCAACACCCAAGCGGGCCCCUUACAAACAGCCCGCUGAGCAGUGGGGGCGCGGCCGGAGGCAUGGGUCAGGCACCAGGCAAGAGCGAGGUCUUCAAUGUGAAUACAAGCAAUAUUCUCUUCAUAUGCACAGGCGCAUUCAGUGGUCUGCACAAGACCAUUCUCGAUCGUGUAGCAAAAGGAGGCAUCGGAUUUGGUGCCAAUGUACGAUCAAGUACUUCUCAAGAUGGCGGAGCUCAGGAGACAACCAUCACGGAUGACGACGAAAUGAUCCGCAAACAUCUCCCAUACUAUAUGCCGCCAGCUUCCGAGGAGGACUCAUAUGACCCUUCUUCGAAAAGCAAGAAGGCUACAUACAACAUCUUGGAUCUCGUUGAGCCGCAGGAUCUACAAAAAUAUGGCAUGAUUCCUGAGUUAGUCGGUCGUAUACCUAUUUCUUGUGCACUGUCCGCGCUGGACGUGGAUGCCUUGGUCAAGGUCCUUACCGAGCCGCGAAACUCAUUGCUGAAGCAAUACGAACAACUCUUCCGGCUCUCUUCGAUAGAGCUAAGAAUCACAACUGCCGCUCUUCACGCUAUUGCGCAGACUGCCUUCACAAUGGGAACUGGUGCCAGAGGUCUCCGCACUGUGCUGGAGAGACUGCUUGGAGAGAGUAUGUUUGAAGCGCCUGGCUCGGAUAUUAAGCAUAUUGCCGUGACCGAGGAUGUUGCAAAGAGGAACUCACCAGCAUUGUACUUCACAAGAGAUGGCAAAACGAGAUUCCACGCUCUGAUCGCUAGAGAGGAAGAAGAAUGGGAAGAUCGUAAACGUGGCGAAGAACCCAUGGAGAGCGACAUGGAGCGCAGAGCAAGGGCAAACAGCCGAGGUGGACACGCCACGACUUUCGAGGAAUACCGACAGAAAGCGACUGCUGCUGGGUUCACUUGA